Messenger RNA from Anneissia japonica, 1568 nucleotides. RefSeq lists its product as uncharacterized. Lineage: Eukaryota; Metazoa; Echinodermata; Crinoidea; Comatulida; Comatulidae. The transcript has 3 exons. The record is from RefSeq and is a predicted model, not a curated record. Bases 45 to 788 code for a protein of 247 amino acids.
AUUUUCUGAGGCGCUCGUGUCCGUGCUAAGAAAGGUACUGUAGAAUGAAAAGUACAGCAUUAAUGAUGUUCUGUUUACUCAAAUCCAUUGCUGGAGUAGCAAUCUAUGUUACUUGUAUAUUCACUUUCACGUCCAUGGCUUGCACUGACUUCAGUUAUCAAUUAUCGAACUACCAAGUUGGAAGGAUAACUACGUCUAUUACUUGGUUAGAAGUCAGUAGCAUCUGCAAGUCGUCUGGUGGACAACUUGUGAGCUUCAAUACAGCGGAUGAAUCGGCUGCUCUUCUAGAUUUUUUGACGAAAAAUUGUCCAAGUGGUCUGUAUGUAAUUGGGUUAUCCCGAAAGUCUGGGCUUAGGAGAGAUAUAAGUGCAAACUGGAUCUGGGAAACUGGAGAAGCAUAUCAGGGUGAGAUACCUUGGAAUAUACAGGUAUUAUCAGAUCCUAACGAACCAAAUGCAGUACGUAGUGGUGUACGAAUCAAUAUUGAGGAUGGCAAGUUCCGUGACUGCAAUGUACACGGUGACCUUAAAACUUGGUAUAGAACAUAUGGAUACAUUUGUGAAAAACACGUUAGUCCAAACUCAACUUAUUUCCAAACGACGCAGCAACUCAUUGGAUGUCGUCAUCACGAUUCUAUUGGUACCAUGAGUGCUCAAUGCUUUAGAUGCGCACUUAAAUGUUUCAAAGAUGAUGAAUGCCUUGCGUUUAAAUAUGACGAUGGUGGAGGUUGCCAGGUUAAAUCAGACUUGAUGGAAAAUGCGCAUUAUUAUACUCGAUUGUGGGUCUAAUGUAGACCUAAAAAAUAACUAGGCAUAUAAAUCCGUUUACCGUGGCUGAUUGACAAGCAGGGCUGGUGUGUUUGUGUGUGGGGUGGGGAGGAUCGAAGAUUAAAUUAGGAUCGAUGAUUAAGGUGAAUUGAGGUAAUCUUUAACCACUUGGGCGUAAGUUUUUUGCUAACGAAAUUCAUUGGGGAGAUGGCAGCUGGGGGAGCGACCAAUGCCGUAGCAUUGGGACAGUCCCACACACUUUUUCUAAUGGGUCCACAAAUGAUGGGCCCACAAUUUAAUAAAUGGCUCCAAAUUAUGCUAUUUUAUGCGUAAAAUGAGUCCACUAUUUAUAUAUUAUCUAGCCUAAAAUGGGUUAAAUUUUAAGAAAAUGGGUCCAGAUUUUUUAUAUUUUUGCGUAAAAUGGGUCAACUUUUAAGAAAAUGGGUCCACAUUAUUGAACUUACACGUAAAGUGGGUCCACCCUGAUACCGUCCUGCACUGCUUGAAAAUCCUGGCUACGGCACUGGGAGCGACCUUUUACUUUUUGAGUGGGGAAGGCGGUGUGCGCUCCCUAAUCCCAAUGUAGUAAACCACUGGCUAUCUAUCAAUCAUGUGUGUACGUGUGUAGACCAACCAAACACUUCGAAUAACUCAGAUCUUAUUGAAAAGCUGCAAAACUCAGAUAGCUUAAGACAUAGCUCAGCAAAACCGUACUAAAGUACAAAGGUAUAGGCUAAUUCUGAAUGAAAUGAAGGAGUUUGUUAACUUAUUUUAGAGUUUCAAUAAAAGAUGUUAAAGCUA